AGCAGCAAGCUAAGGUAGGGCAAGAAGAUACUCCUAAGUCCUAAGUAACAAUGGCAAGUGAAGCGGCGGCGGCAUCCGUCAUCUCCAGAAACCCCUGCCUAUUCGCUCCUCCUCUUAUCACCAACCAGCAGCAGCCGUCUCAUCAAGAACCGCAGCAGGAGAUGCCUCUCCCUCCUCCCGCCAAGAAGAAGCGCAACCUCCCGGGCACACCAGACCCUGCCGCGGAGGUGAUCGCGCUUUCGCCGCGGACGCUGUUGGCGACGAAUCGGUUCGUGUGCGAGAUCUGCGGCAAGGGGUUCCAGCGCGACCAGAACCUGCAGCUGCACCGGCGCGGCCACAAUCUCCCCUGGAAGCUCCGACAGCGCAGCGCGGGGAAGGAGCCCCGGAAGCGCGUCUACGUGUGCCCCGAGAAGACGUGCGUCCACCACAACCCGUGCCGCGCGCUGGGCGACCUCACAGGCAUCAAGAAGCACUUCUGCCGCAAGCACGGCGAGAAGAAGUGGAAGUGCGACAAGUGCAACAAGCGCUACGCCGUGCAGUCCGACUGGAAGGCGCACGCCAAGACCUGCGGCACCAGGGAGUACCGAUGCGACUGCGGCACGCUCUUCUCCAGGAGGGACAGCUUCAUCACGCACCGCGCCUUCUGCGACGCCCUGGCCGAGGAGACGGCUAGGCAGCUCAACGCCGCCGCCGCCGCCACGUCGCACCUAAACAAUAAUGCGCAUGUCGUCGUCGGCCUCUCGCUGCCGUCCAUGGUGGGCCACAUUAAUGGCGCUACUGGUAGUAUCCUGCUGCCCGGUGCGCCCCCGCAGCUGUACGCGGAUCUCUUCGCACCCGCACCGCCGCAGCUGAGCUGGCCGUGCGAGCUGACGAGCGCCGCUGCCGCCGCCUCAUCGUCAGCCGCUGCGUCGGGGAAGCAGAAGACGGACAGCGUGCCGUCCGUGUUCAGCGGGUAUCCGCACGCCAAUCUCGCGGUGCCAGGCGCCGGCGCCGCCGACAUGUCCGCGACGGCGCUGCUGCAGAAGGCCGCGCAGAUGGGUGCCGUCACGUCCGGGUCCGGCAGCGUGAUUAUGACGACGACGGCCGGUGGUCAUCAUCAGCCAUCCGACUGUGGUGCAGGUCUGCUGUUUAGCGCAUUAACCCAGCAGAACGCUACUAAUCUCAUCAGCGGUUCUGGAACAAGUACGCUAACGACGAGCCAGCUCACGGCGACCGGCGGGAACAUGCCGUACGACGUGCUGUCGGCCGUGCGCCAUGCCGGCCUCAAGGAUGCCGCCGUUGCCGUGGGGAGGGAGGAGACCAGGGAUUUCUUGGGCGUUGGCGUGCAAGCGCUGUGCUCAUCGUCGUUGAAUGGCUGGAUUUAGCUAGUUGACGAACGAUGAACCUUUCUCUUAUUUAUUGGCUGGAUUUCUUGCAUGCCUUUUUUUUGUUGUUGUACGUGUUAUGUUUUCUUAUAAUUAAUUUGCUUUGCGGCCGCGGAGUUAAAUCUUAA
Zea mays is the source of this 1492-nucleotide messenger RNA. Its product is annotated as zinc finger protein NUTCRACKER. The record is from RefSeq and is a predicted model, not a curated record. The transcript has 2 exons. Gene Ontology annotation, molecular function: DNA-binding transcription factor activity. Bases 51 to 1364 code for a protein of 437 amino acids. Gene Ontology annotation, cellular component: nucleus. NCBI's taxonomy places the organism in Eukaryota, Viridiplantae, Streptophyta, Magnoliopsida, Poales, Poaceae.